Molecule: messenger RNA, 3196 nt
Organism: Ostrinia furnacalis (Asian corn borer)
Lineage: Eukaryota; Metazoa; Arthropoda; Insecta; Lepidoptera; Crambidae
Gene: TTLL15
Product: tubulin tyrosine ligase-like 15
Exons: 7
Coding region: 119-1681 (520 amino acids)
Biological process (GO): protein modification process
Source: RefSeq, a predicted model, not a curated record
AUCUUCGGACGAUUCGCAGUGCGUAAGCGCAUGUUGUAUGGGAAAUAAGUGAAGUUAGCGCUAAAAAGUUUAUUUACUUGUGUGAUGAAAAAUAACUGUGUACCCGUGCUUACUUAAUAUGGAUAACCAUGAAAGUGACACAAAUCAAGCAAAAGAAAAUAACAAGUUUACCUCAUCGCAUAAAAACACAGCACAGGAAAUUGAUAAAAUAAGUAGCAAGAAUAUUAAAAAGGACGCAAAUAUUAACAUAUUUCUUAUCGUAUGUAUCGUUGGCGUUUCUUUGGGUAUAUUAUUAGAAAUAUUGAAUGUACAGAACAGAAAUAAUGGGGUUCAGAGACCGAAGUAUUGGGUGUACUCCGAUCACAGUGACGUUGACAACAAGAAUGGUAUUCUCAAACAUGUACAUCUAGUGCUAGAUCGAUACGGGUACGAAAAGAGCACCAACACAUCUUCAUGGAACCUCCUUUGGUCACACGACUACCCCUUCCGAGUACUGUAUCCGAAUCUUCACAGAUUGAAGCCUUACCAAAAGGUGAACCAUUUCCCAGGCACAGGGUUCAUAACGAACAAAGUGGAUUUUGCCACCUCCAAUUCAAAGUACAUUCCCAAAGCAUUCAAAUUGCCUCAAAAUAAGAAAGAGUUUUUGGAGUACGCAUCGAAAAACAAAGAUGCGCUGUUUGUUGAGAAGCAUAAUCAGCACAGACAGAUAUUUAUAAAAAAUGUGAGCGAAAUUGACCUGUCGAGUGGACGAAGCUUUGUGCAGGAGUACCUGCAGAAACCGUACUUGGUGGAUGGGCACAAGUUCGACAUUGGUGUGUACGUGGUGCUGACUUCUGUGGACCCUCUGAGGGUUUACUGGUACAAGGGUGACGUAUUGUUUAGAUACUGUCCAGCAAAGUAUUACCCAUUUGACCCUAAGAACCUGGACAAAUAUGUGGUAGGAGACGACUACUUGCCCACGUGGGAAGUGCCGUCUCUAGCGCACCCUUACACGGCCUUGGGAUUCAGCAUGAAGAACGCUUUCGACCAUUAUGCUCGCUCUAAGGGCGACGAUCCAUCAAAAAUGUGGGAAGACGUGAAAAAAGCUGUCGCCGAAGUUUUUAUUAACAAAGAAAAACACAUCAUUGAAGCAUUGAAGAGCUACCCAUCAUCGGACAACUUCUUCGAAAUGAUGCGAGUCGAUCUGGUGGUGGAUGAGAACCUGAAAGUGCAUCUUCUGGAAGCGAACAUGUCUCCGAAUCUGAGCUCAGCCCAUUACCCCCCGAACCAGCUGUUGUACGAGCAAGUGCUUUAUAACUUGUUCUCUAUCACGGGGGUUGGGACAAUUAUAAACAGACACAAGGAUCCUAACCAAAGCGAUCAAGCCGCAGCGAAUAUGGUGUCAUCUCAAAAGAACAUAGCCGUUUGGGGUGACGAGUGCAGUACAGUCUGCAAGGACAACUGCGAGUCUCUCUCGGUCUGUGCAUUAUGCAAACCCUGCAUCGCCAGCAAACUGCGGAACAGUUUGCUCAAGGCGCAUAGAGAAUAUUUGCACCAGGGCGACUUUAGGAGACUUUUCCCUCCAGCUAUGAAACAAAAUACAAUGUAUGAAGAAGCCCUCCAAAGUUUGAGUGAAAUGAACAAGCUCCAACAUCUGUGGUACCAAGGAAAAUGCAAUGAAGAUGUGUCAUGGUGUACAUAAAAACUAAGUCAUUACAUUUAAAAUCUUAUUUAUUACAAAAUAUAACAUUUUGUUUUCCUUGAUCUAAAUUCCAAACUUAUUUAAGAACAUUGAACCAUAGAUUGUAGCAGGCCCAAAAUGUAACUGCCCAAAUCCUCAUCUUGGUUUGUCCAAGACACAUAAAUACUUUUAGUAUUUUCAUCUCCUUCAACUUUUAUAAGCACUGAUUCAACAGAUAUGUUACCAUCGGAUAUGGUUAUUGUCCAGCCCUCCAGUUUUUCAGAUAGUAGUGCCUUUAGUUUUUCUGCAGUCUUGACAGCUGGGCCUGGAUCAUCAAAUCGUACUGUACUUGUGAACCGAAUUACAUGCCUGUUGAUACCUAUUUCAUCAUAUACUUCAUCAAUAUCCAACAAUGAAAGUCUGUUGUCUUUGACACACAGAAUCCCAUUCACAACACGUCGCCUUUUUGGGUCUGGGGGCAAAGCAUUGUACCUCACAGCCUCAGCCUUCAGUAGUCUCAGAGAAACAUCCACAGGGAGCUUUGUUGGAGUAUUUAUCACAGUUGUUUCACCAUUAGCUGGCAUGUAGCAGUUUAUUUUAAAUUCUUUUUCAAUCUUGUCUUUCAAAAAUUCCAUUUUCUGGGCUUCACCAUGUACCAAUAGCACAUUUUUAGGCUCACAAUACUGUAUUAGUUGCAUGAUGCCUUUGGCAUCAGCAUGGGCUGAGAAUGACAUGUACUCAACAGCCAUUUUAACUUCAACAACUUGGCGAUUUUCAAAUUCAACUUUCUUAGCCCCAUUUAGAAUUUUGUGACCAACAGUUCCUUGGACACAGAAACCAGGCAUAAUAACCAUGUUUUGCUCAUAAGGUGCCCAUUUUUUAAAGAUAUUCAAUGAUAAUCCAGCAUGUAACAUUCCUGGUGUAGCAAAAACCACCAUGGCGCCUGGGUUAUCAAUGUAGGUCUUAUCAAAAGGCUUAAUGUGCUUGAAAUCAAACAUAUUUCUUUGUACAAAUGUCUUCCUAAUCUUUUGAUUAGUCCAAGUAAUAAACAUUUUGUAGUAAUUGUUAGCUUUUUCAGUCAGUCCCAAUGCAAAGUAAACUGGAUACUUUAAAUUCAUUCUCUCCCAAUAAGUUUCCAGUAAAAUGCAAAGUUCUUGAGCUCUGCCCAAUGCAAAUACAGGAAUGAGGACUUUUCCACCUUUUUCUACACAUUCAUGCACUUUCUUUAGAAAAUCUCUCUCACGACAGCGUUUUGAGUCUCGAAUGGUAGUGGCAUAAGUUGACUCUGUUAUCAAUAAAUCGGGACGGCAUUUAUCAAUCCAAGCUGCACCUAGAUGCCUGUCCGGGGUCAUGUUGUAGUCUCCGGUGUACACAACAGAUUGGGAGCCAACUUUGAUCCAAAACAUAGCAGCUCCAAGCACAUGACCAGCAUAAUAUGCCUUUAUUUCUAAAUCAUUAUCCACCAUGACUGACUGAUGCAGUGUGACAGCAGUCACCUUCUUGAUGCAGUCCUUUAUCAUUUGAGAAGUAAAAAAA